UCAACAGAGUCGAAUUCCUUGUGCUGCUUUACUAUUUCUCUUAGCUUCCUACCGAAUUCGACUCAGCUCAGACAGAAACCAUGGCCGCUCUCGCCAACGCUGCCGUGCUCCCCUCCACCUUCGUCGGCCAGAGCGCUGAGCUCGCCGCCAAGGUCAACAAUGUCGAGGCCCGCGUCACCAUGAGGAAGACCGCCCAGGCGGCUUCCAGCAGCGCGUGGUACGGCCCCGACCGCAACCUGUUCCUGGGCCCCUUCAGCUCCCCCCCGUCUUACCUCACCGGCGAGUACCCCGGCGACUACGGCUGGGACACCGCUGGUCUGUCCGCUGACCCCGAGACAUUCGCCAAGAACCGUGAGCUGGAGGUGAUCCACGCGCGGUGGGCCAUGCUCGGCGCGCUCGGCUGCCUCACCCCCGAGCUUCUCGCCGGCAACGGCGUGAACUUCGGCGAGGCCGUGUGGUUCAAGGCCGGCGCUCAGAUUUUCUCGGAGGGUGGCCUCGACUACCUCGGCAACCCCAGCCUGAUCCACGCCCAGUCCAUCCUCGCCAUCUGGGCGUGCCAGGUCAUCCUCAUGGGCGCCGUCGAGAGCUACCGCGUUGGUGGCCUGGAGGGCUUCCAAGAGGUGGAGGACCCCCUGUACCCCGGCGGUGCCUUCGACCCCCUGGGUCUUGCUGACGACCCCGAUGCUCUGGCUGAGCUGAAGGUGAAGGAGCUGAAGAACGGCCGCCUCGCCAUGGUGUCGAUGUUCGGCUUCUUCGUCCAGGCCAUCAUCACCGGCAAGGGUCCCCUGGAGAACCUGUCUGAGCAUCUGGCUGAGCCCACCGUGAACAACGCCUGGGUGUACGCCGAGAUCUUUACCCCAUGAAGCAGAUCUUAGCCACCUCGUAAAAGAUCCUGUAAUUAUUCAUUAUACAUAAUUUUGAUCCUGUUUUUCGUACAAAAAAUGCAGGCAUUGUCAAAGCAGGAAAACUUGCCUGCAUUUUCUGGCUCAGAAAUCCGCACUUCCAU
Molecule: messenger RNA, 1006 nt
Organism: Closterium sp. NIES-67
Lineage: Eukaryota; Viridiplantae; Streptophyta; Zygnematophyceae; Desmidiales; Closteriaceae
Source: the annotation of a GenBank genome assembly